AGAAUGGAACAAAUGGAAGGAUAUUGAUUUCAUUUCAUUAGAAAAGCUAAGCUUAGAACAGAGAAACCGAUGCACAAUAUAUCAGAUACGCCAUCGUCUUCAAUGUUUAGCAAUUUCCCACUCAUUUCCGCCAUCGUUGCUUUCGCCAUCGCUCAAUCCAUUAAAUUCCUCACCGUCUGGUAUAAGGAAAAAAGAUGGGAUCCAAAACAAUUAGUUGGAUCUGGUGGAAUGCCAUCUUCUCAUUCAUCUACUGUCACUGCUCUUGCUACAGCAGUUGGGUUUCAUGAUGGAUUUGGAGGACCAACUUUUGCCAUUGCAUUGAUUCUAGCUUGCAUUGUGAUGUAUGAUGCUACUGGUGUAAGAUUGCAAGCAGGACGUCAAGCAGAGGUUCUGAACCAAAUUGUAAUUGAACUUCCUGCUGAACAUCCUCUGGCCGAAAGCAGACCGCUUCGUGAACUUCUUGGGCAUACCCCACCUCAGGUCGUUGCCGGUAGUUUUCUUGGAUUCAUAACAGCAACUAUUGGGCAUCUAAUAACCAUGGCUGGCAGAUAAAAUAGAGGAUUCCUUUGUCAGCAUCCUUAAGGGCCACUGUAUAAAAAUCAGAGAAACAGUAAAUCUCUAGUUUUGAGCCUUGUUCACCCAGAAAAGUCUAAUAUGUGCACAUUCCUUUUGAUUUGAGCCUACAUUCAUUUAACCUUCAUGUCAGCAUUGGCGAUCAAAAAUUGAGUUGUAUUGAUUAUUACACCAUUUGAUUUGAUGUAAUGUAUCUGUCUUAUGGGAAUCAUUUAAAAGCCAUAGCACUUGCCUAUUGCAAUGUUUGACACAUUAAUGUUAGAAAGGAUUUAUUUAUUCUAUUACUUCUAGUCUGUUACCUUGGAUAUAUGUAGCUCUUCUGUGAUAUAAGAACUCUUUUCCUUUCAUUGCAAA
Messenger RNA from Cicer arietinum (chickpea), 927 nucleotides. NCBI's taxonomy places the organism in Eukaryota, Viridiplantae, Streptophyta, Magnoliopsida, Fabales, Fabaceae. The record is from RefSeq and is a predicted model, not a curated record.